GGUCACAUUGUCCUCUAAUUUUUUGAGCGCAGCAAUUUAGCAUUACAAUUCGGACAAGAAUUUGUGUUGUGAAAUAAAAUUAAUCAAAUUUGCAGCUGAGUGCACUUCCGCAAUGGAUGCACGAGGAAGCUAUUGGUACCUGGAGCAUGUAAGCACCGGCAAAAAACUAAUUCUGCAGUCUGGUGACAAUUCAGUGGGCAGGCACUCCUGCUGCAAGAUUGUUUUAAAGGAAUAUGACUUUCUGUCUCGACAACAUGCGAAGUUUAUCGUAAACAGUGAAAAUAUCAGCGUGGAGCAGUUGAACGCAUUGAAUGGCGUGUUUAUAAACGAGUCCAAGCUCGAAGUAGAUACGCACCAACUUAAUUGCGGCGAUAGAAUCGGACUUGGCGUUGAAACGCCGCACGAUGUUGUGCCACCAAAUUAUGCCAUAUUUCAAUUGAAAAAGACGUGUCCAAAUGAAGAGGACAUUGUCGUCAUAUCGGAUGAUGAAGAUAGUGACAAAACCCCGCCAAGACCAACAGAAGUUGCCAAGACGGGGAAUAAAGAGGAUCCCGUACGGACAAAUGAGGAGGUCAGCAAUGUUGACAAUGCAGCUGAUAAGAGCCCAAUAAAGCCAACUUCACAUCGGUCAAUUCACUUGCCAAAGCUGCCAGAGAUGAAGCAGGAGCUCCUGUCACAGGCAACCAAAGAGAUUGAGAACAUUUUCGGCGAGCCUGAUGAGGAUCUGCUUGAAUCAGUUUUUCAAAUAAAUCCGUAUGUUUACAAACAGCUGAACAACAAUAACAUUCCUACAACUGGCGAAAAAAUACGUGACGGCGACGUAAUUGAGCUGCCGGAGGAAGUUAACAAAGCGGACAAAGAGUUGCCCGAAAAGGAGACUGAAAACCUAGCAGGUGGCGGUGACAUGCCACCUCCUGUUUCGCCAGGAGAAGAUCAAAUAGUUGUUGGUGACUACCAGGACGAUUAUGAUGAAAACUUUGCCAUGUCGCAAGCUGUGCUGCGCGAAAUGAAAGAGGAAAUGGCCGACGGGUCGGCGGAUCUAAGUGAUGCGGAUCCUGACGACCUGCACGACGAAGAGUUUCUGCCUCCAGCUUCCUGGAUUAAAAGCGAAAUAGCCACUCAAAUUGAUGACGAUGAAAUCAUACUCAUUGAGGACGAAGACGACGAGCUCUACAGCAAAGUAGCCGAUUGGUCAUCAAAGCUGCUUACUCAGAAUCUCAUGUCCCAGGUUUAUCCACUGGAUGAUGGGAAAAAUGUUGAAGAACAGGCUAAUGAUCCUACUCCAGAUGAUGACGAUGAUUCUCAGCUGUCGGAUAACAUUUUCAUGAGCCGUAAAUCCAAAGCGCUGCGCAUUGACAGCAGCAAUAGCGAAGAUGAACUGUCGGCCCUUUUAUCUGUUGACAGCAGCACACCUCUAAAACCCCAGAUACGCAGAUGCAGCGUGCGUCUGAAAUCGAUUGAUAUGUCGCAACGACAUCAAAAUAGUACGGAGAACUUGGCAGCAAGUUCUGUUACUGUUGUUGAGGACAACCGGCAGGAAUUGAAGGUAGUCUUAGUGCCAAGUGUUGAGCAUGCCAAACCCAACGCGAAAGGAGCAAAGAAAAAGUCCACACCGCGCAAGCGUAGAAAAACUGUUUCGGGACGCUCUCAGCCCAAAGAGCUGCCAACAAAGCCAGAAGAAACUGUGCCACUUCCAGAGGCCGAAGAGCCCACCAAGAAACGCAGUUCGCGGCUACGAAGCAGGUCCAAAUCUUGUUAUUUAGAAAGCCCCUCGUCAUCGCCUCAAAAAACUGCAGCAGUAGACAAAACGCGAGCCAAGGAUCUGCCAGCUGAGAUAAGUGAACCGGAGACCGAAACACCCGCCAAAACACAGAACUCGCGCAUGCGAACCAGAUCCAAAUCUUGUUAUAUGGAAAGUCCUUUGUCUUCGCCAACGAGACCACAAAAAACUUCAACCGAUAAACAGGUCGAAGACAUUCCAGCUGAGAUACCUGAACCAGAGAUUGAAAUACCCAUCAAAAAAAGCAGCUCACGCAUGCGUAACAGAUCUAAAUCGUGUUAUAUACAAAGUCCUUCGUCUUCGCCUACGCGACCAAAACAGCCCGAGGACUUGCCAGCUGCGAUGCCUGUUCUAGAGACUGAAACACCCGCUAAAAAUAGCAGCUCCAGCAUGCGAAACAGAUCCAAAUCUUUUUAUAUAGAAAGUUCUUUGUCUUCGCCAACGCGACCAAAAAAAUCCGUAACGGUAGACGACAAGCAACUCGAAGUGUCAGCUGAGAUGCCUGCAACAGAACGCAAGACGCCCACAAAUAGAGUCAGUCCCCGCUUGCAAGACAGAUCAAAAUCUUGUUAUAUGGAAGGUCCAAUGCCGUCCCCGCUGCAGUUAUCCAGCGUUACAAAUAAAGAAAACGACAGGGAGUUGCCGACAACGUCUGCACCAAGGCCUGUAACGCCCAUAAAGAAAUGCAGCCCCCGUUUGCUAAACAGGUCCAAAUCUUGUUAUGUUGAAAGCCCCAUGUCCUCGCCAAAGACACCAGCUGCAGACAAGAAGAAAGAAGUUCCGACAAAACCAGACGAAACAAUACCUGAUCCAGUCCAGGAAACACCCGUUAAGAAAGCGCCCAGCGCACGCUUAUUGAACAGGUCCAAGUCUUGCUACAUGGAACGCCCUUUGCCUUCGCCGGAAAAGUCUGAGGACGCGACAGGCAAUAUAAAAUCGCUAUCAACAGACAAAAGUCGGGGGCCAGAAGUGAUUUCAGCACCACAUUUACCCAAAAGCCGUGGCAAAUUGCGUGGCGUUUCAGCUGCAAGCAAGGAAAACGAGCGCCGAAAUCAAAUUCUGGAGAGACAACGGUCAGCGGACUACCAAGCGGAGAUGAGAACGAAAUGGUAUCAAAAACCAAAGGAUAAAAAGCGCGAGUGUGAACAAAUCAAGGAGAAGCGACGCGAGCAGCUAAAAAAAAUUGCUGACAAGCCAAAGCCGGAUGUUGCGUCCGACCGCGGCGAUGAACGCAAACGUAAACCAACGAGUGUGCCCACGCUGGGUAAUUCGAACCGUGGAGAAUUUCUUACCAAAGGCGUACAGCCACCAACAGCUAAGAAGCCCAAGCUGGAUAAGGCCGAGGCUCAGUCAAAGCCCGAGAAAGCAGCACACAAGCGUCGUGCCACAAUAGAAUCCUUCUCACAGCAGCUGAAUGCCGCCGAUUUAGUAAAGAGCCUGCCCACCCACUAUAGUCGUCCGCCCGAACGCAAGGAGGCGGAACGGGCGCGUAGUAAAAGAACCUGCAAUCGUGUUACUUUCGCAGACAUGGACCGUGAGUUUGAUUUGCGCCAGGAGCGCGAAAAGCGUGCUAAAAGCAAUCGACAUGUCCGUUUCAACGACAAUAUACAAAUCAAAUUGAUUGAACGGGUUGAAGGUGCUUAUAAAAAAGUGGCUGGUAUUAAGGAUACCAAGAAGGUAACACUUAGCACGUACGCGGAGCGUCGCGCAUGGUCACAAGCACAGGGUAGAUUGGAAAACUUUACCGAUUUGAUAAUGGGCAACAUUUUAAACUGGGGCAAUCAGUGGUUAACAUCGCGCAGCGCCGACGCAGUGGCCGAGUCUGAGGUCCUGAUACCCAUUCCAAAUGAGUUCAAGAGCUACAAACAGUACAGAGACAUUAUAAUACCCCUGAUGAAAUUGGAGCUGAUCUCUACCAUAGAGCGUGACUACAAAAUUUCCAAAAGCACAUUUGAAGUCAAUCUGGUUAACAUUUCGCAUGCAAACUCUCGAAAUCGACCUCGCUUCGUGCUGAACACCAGAUACAAUCACAAGCUCGGCAAGAGAUUUGACCUGUACACCCUAAGCAGUGACAAUAAGCUGAAAGAGACGUUUGCAUCGAUUGCACGCAUUCAGCGCAUAGCUGGCAACACUUGCGAGAUAUGCUUUGAGAUAUUGCAAGAGAACAUCAGUUUUGAUACGCUUAGCUCAUGCAAAACUUUAACUGUGCGCCCUGUGGUGGACAAUAUACGUGUGGAAAUGGGCGCUUUCAAUGCCAUUUAUUUGCUGGGUCGCUCGCCGUUGUUCCAGCGCAUACUGCAGCCCAGCGAGAACGUAUUGUCCUAUGACAACAGACUGUUGCAGCCGGCGGCAUACAAAGGUUUUAAGAGACUGAAUAACCAUCAGAUGGACAUAUGCCAGCGCACCUGGAGCCGUUUGAUUGACGAUUCGACGCCUAGCAUAACGCUAAUACAGGGUCCACCCGGCACAGGCAAAUCAGUGGUCAUUUCGAAUCUCACGCUACAGUGCAUGUAUGGUUCCAGCAAUCAUACGCUUGACCGCAAGAUUCUUAUUUGCGCACAUAGCAAUGCUGCUGUGGAUAAUAUUACGCUGUAUUUGAAGCGUGCCCGCCAGGCCAUGAGUCACUCGCAGUUUGAGCUCGUGCGAUUUGGAUUCUUUGAGAAAAUGGACCCAAAUGUGCGAGACGUGUCGCUGGAUGCCUAUCUCGGCAAGAAGCUAGCCGAGAAACGCAAGCGUCUGUCGGCCGAGCACAUCGAGGCUCUUACACUUCAGCAACAGCAGCUGGAAAUAGAAAUUGCUGAACUUAAAAAGCUUCCUACUCAGAUUAAUUAUAUGCAGCAGCAGCUAAAUUCCAAAGAGCGACAAUUGCGCCUGAUAAUAGAGCAAUUGAAGCCGCCCCUGACGCCACGCGAAGAGCACGAGUUUUCCAUGGCGUGCCUACAACGAGCCAAUAUUGUUUGCACUACGCUUUCAAGCUGCGUUAAGCUGGCCGCCUUUAUUGAUUAUUUUGAUGCGUGCAUCAUUGACGAGGCAACACAGUGCACCGAGCCUUGGACCCUGCUUCCGCUGCGUUUUGGUGUACGUGGUCUAGUGCUGGUUGGUGAUACCCAGCAGUUGCCUGCAACUGUGCUGUCCCAGAAGGCAAUUGACUUUGGCUUAGGCAAUUCCAUGUUUGAUCGCAUUCAGCGCAACUUGAAACAACAGCUGGAACAACCGCGUGGCAACCAUUUUGUGCACACCAAAGUAUUUAAGUUAAGCAUGCAAUACCGCAUGCAUCCAGAGAUUUGCAGAUGGCCCAAUAGUUACUUUUACGAUAAUCAGCUGGUCAAUGCCAGCUGCACCGAGCGACUGAUCUCACCCUUGAUUCCCUACUGUGUCAUCAAUUUGAGCUAUACCCGGGACACUAAUGAUGCGAGCAGCCGAAGCAUAAGCAACGAUGAGGAGGCACGUUUUGUGGCAAAGCUGCUCAUUGAGAUGGACAAGCUGAUGCCCGCCAAACGCUUUAGCUAUGGACUAAUUACUCCUUAUAGCAAUCAUUGCUAUACGCUUAGUCAGGUGAUACCCGCCCACAUGAAGAUUACACCGCAAACCGUUGACGCGUAUCAGGGCCAGGAACGGGAUGUCGUCAUCCUAUCGAAUGCACGCACGCGAGGCGUCGGCUUCCUUACCAACUACCAGCGACUUAAUGUGGCUAUCACUAGACCGCAACGCUGCCUAGUUAUCUGUGGUAAUUUUGAUGAUCUGCAGUCUGUAAAGAUAUGGCGUCAUUUGCUUGACGAUGCGCGCAAACGUGGAGUAUACUUUGAUCUGGAGCGCAGCGAUGUUGAAAACUUGCCUCGAUCUCUAAUAAGCAAAAUGCUAGUAAAGCCAAUCGAAAUUGUUGAUGACACUGCACCGCCGUCCAAAUGAUAGCAAUUAUAAUUUGCUAUUGCCAUAAGUUAACCACCAAAGUGCCAAAGCAUAUUUCUAAAAUUAGAAAUAUAAUUAUCCAAUAGCUUAUAAAUAAGUUGCCCCGUUUCUAACAGCUUCUUCACCCUGAGACAGGAUUUGUUAAUCGUUACACAAAAAGUUUAUUUAUAUUUUGUUUUUUUUAAUAUUAAUUUGUUUUUAUAACAUCAAUAGAGACUUGGCUUAUAUCUAAAACAGUUGCUCAACUCUAAUUUGGAUUGAAUGAGUCAACGGAAUUUUUUCUCGUUUAAAUGAUAUUUCAUUUCCGAAAGGAACUAAGUAUAUAUUUAUAUAAAUAAAUAUGUGUAUGCACAUAAAUAUAUAUAUAUAUAAAUAUAUACAUAUACAUAUAUGCAAAAAUCUGGACAUAAGAAGUUUAUGUUCUGAUCACUGGAAAAUAAAACAAUAUUUGACUAAUAAUUAUUGCACUAGAAAGAAUAAGCAUAACAUAAAUUGAAAGUCUUUAGAUACUUGAUCGUACGUAUAUUGUUUUGUUUUGUUAACAAACUCAAAUGCUCAUCCAAAAAUUAUGUUUUAAGUUAAAAUAUUUGCUAACGAACAUUUCACAAUCUAAA
Molecule: messenger RNA, 6303 nt
Organism: Drosophila virilis
Lineage: Eukaryota; Metazoa; Arthropoda; Insecta; Diptera; Drosophilidae
Gene: Setx
Product: probable helicase senataxin
Biological process (GO): nuclear-transcribed mRNA catabolic process, nonsense-mediated decay
Cellular component (GO): cytoplasm
Molecular function (GO): RNA helicase activity; protein binding
Source: RefSeq, a predicted model, not a curated record